Molecule: messenger RNA, 635 nt
Organism: Oncorhynchus tshawytscha (Chinook salmon)
Lineage: Eukaryota; Metazoa; Chordata; Actinopteri; Salmoniformes; Salmonidae
Product: small nuclear ribonucleoprotein polypeptide E
Exons: 5
Coding region: 146-424 (92 amino acids)
Biological process (GO): spliceosomal snRNP assembly; mRNA splicing, via spliceosome
Cellular component (GO): U5 snRNP; U4 snRNP; U4/U6 x U5 tri-snRNP complex
Molecular function (GO): RNA binding
Source: RefSeq, a predicted model, not a curated record
GCGCACGCGGAAAGCAGGAAGCGCGCCAUUGAAGAACCACAACGUGAAUAUUUCGAGUUCCUUGUCUUCCUUCGAGUGAAACGUUUUGACAAUUGUUUUUAGGACAACAAAGCGUAAACCCACAAAGCUUAAACCCAUAACGAGGAUGGCGUACAGAGGACAAGGACAGAAAGUCCAGAAGGUUAUGGUGCAGCCAAUUAACCUUAUUUUCAGGUAUCUACAGAACCGCUCUCGUAUCCAAGUGUGGCUGUAUGAACAGGUGAACAUGCGGAUAGAAGGCUGCAUCAUCGGCUUUGAUGAAUACAUGAACCUGGUUCUGGAUGAUGCUGAGGAGGUUCACAUGAAGACCAAGAACAGGAAGCCCUUGGGGAGGAUCAUGCUGAAAGGAGAUAACAUCACCCUGCUACAGAGUGUAGCCACCUAACUCAACCCAACAGGACCAAGUCCAUCCAUCUCCAGCCGACAUACAUUUUCUAGGAUAUUUCUUUCCCCUUUUUGGUAUUUUUUUUUUUUUUUACGUUCGAUUUUUUUUGCUAACAAUAUUGAAGCUCAAUGGUGUUCGUAUUACAUGAAUAAUGUAAUUGUUUAUUUUUGCCAACUAUUCCUCUGUAAUAAAUGUUUUGUUAUCUGAAAUA